Messenger RNA from Paraphaeosphaeria sporulosa, 2037 nucleotides. RefSeq lists its product as uncharacterized. NCBI's taxonomy places the organism in Eukaryota, Fungi, Ascomycota, Dothideomycetes, Pleosporales, Didymosphaeriaceae. Gene Ontology annotation, biological process: carbohydrate metabolic process. The transcript is spliced from 2 exons. The record is from RefSeq and is a predicted model, not a curated record. Bases 1 to 2037 code for a protein of 678 amino acids. Gene Ontology annotation, molecular function: beta-galactosidase activity. Gene Ontology annotation, cellular component: vacuole.
AUGGGGCUCCAACAUGAAGGCUUCACCGGAAUGUCUCUGAUACGCCCUUACAACACUAAAGCCAAUGAAAUCUUCAUCCAGGAACGGUGGAAUUAUGUCACAGCGAACAUUUGUUACCCCUUUGUUGACUCUGCCACGUCAACCGCGGCAUCACCAUCGUUCACCUAUAACGCCACGCACUUCCUCCUCAAUGGCAGCCCGCACCAGAUCAUCGGCGGGCAGAUGGACCCGCAGCGCAUACCGGCACCGUACUGGCGCGACCGGCUGCGUAAAGCGCGCGCUCUCGGUCUAAACACCAUUUUCACGUACACGUUCUGGAACCUGCUAGAGCCCGUCCAAGGACAAUGGGACGAAAAGGAAGGAGAAGGGAUAGCAAAAUUCUUCAAAAUUGCGCAGGAAGAAGGACUACACGUUGUACUCAGACCCGGUCCGUAUAUCUGUGGCGAAAGAGAAUGGGGUGGGUUUCCCGCGUGGCUGGCCACCGUUCCAGACAUGGUCGUGCGGAGUAACAACCCCCCCUUCCUGUCCGCCUCAAAAGUGUACCUGCGGAAUUUGGCGCGGAACUUACACGGAUUGCACAUAAAACAAGGCGGUCCCAUCCUCAUGAUCCAAGUCGAAAACGAGUACGGCUCUUACGGCGAUGACCACGCCUACACUUCCGCUGUCAAAGUCCUCCUCCAGAACGCCUUCGGCGACGAUAAGAUCUUCUACACCAAUGACGGCACAGAACAAUGGACCCUCGAGGGUGGUUCUGUCCCCGGCGUCCUCGCCGAAGUCGACGGCGAUCCGCGCGCGGGCUUCGCCGCGCUGAGGAAGUACAUCACAGACCCGAGCAUGCAGGGCCCGCUGCUGGAUGGCGAGUACUACACGUGGACAUUCGACAGCUGGGGGUAUAAUCGCAGCACGCCGAAUGUGCAGGGGUUUGUGGAUGAUUUGGAGUAUGUGCUCGGCAGCGAGUCCGCGUCGAUUAGUCUGUACAUGGUGCAUGGCGGGACGAAUUUUGGAUGGGGGAAUGGGGCGCUGUGGCAGAAGAAGACGCGCGCGUUUACGAGUAGUUAUGAUUAUGGGGCGCCGAUUGAUGAGGCGGGGAGGACAGGGGAGUUGUACGACGCGCUGAGGGACGUUAUUCUGCAAUACGCACCAGAAGGCAGCGUGCCGGAUGUACUGCCCAACGUCCCCCUCGCUGAAGUCCCAGCAUUCGACCUCCACCCCGCGAAGGCGCUAUUCGACACCCUUGAUCCUAGCACUGUCGUCAAAUCCAGAGACCCGCUGAGCAUGGAGCAUCUCGACCAGUCCUACGGCUUCGUCCUGUAUACCUACACGCAUGGCGAGUCCACGCCUGUGUCUGGGGUUCUUUCUCCAGGCGACCGCGCAAGAGAUCGGGCUAUUGUAUACCUCGACGACGUCUUCGUCGGCGUUGUGGACUCCACGUAUGCGUAUCCGCAAAAUAUCAGCGUGAGGUUGGCGCCAGGCGCGAGACUGCAGCUCCUGGUGGAGAAUCUUGGGAGGGUGGAUUAUUACUCCCGUGGCACAGACCUUCCAAACCACAUCCUCGACCCAUACAAGGGGAUCAUCGGAGCCGUUAGCGUUGGCAAUACGACACUGCACAACUGGUCGCAAACGCCUAUUGCGCUGGCGGAGCUGCCCGGGUUAGAGGGUGGUGGGUAUACCGCGGGAGAGGGUGGCGCGGGCAAUACGACGCAGCCGGUUUUUUACAGAGGCAAGUUUGCAACACCGAGGAGCAAAGGCGGGAAUGGGGAUGACCCAGCGGGUCUGGAUACGUAUCUGAGUGUUGAGGGUGGUGUGAAGGGGAAUGUCUGGGUUAAUGGGCUUCACCUGGGACGGUAUUGGGGGGUUGGACCGCAGCAGAGUUUGUAUCUGCCGGGGACGGCGCUAUAUACCGAUGAGCGGGUCAAUGAGGUUGUGGUGCUGGAGCUGGAACCUGGACGUGUCCACGGGGUCUUGAGGGGUGUAGGGAUCAAGGAGCGCGUGUGGGAAGUCCGAUUGGACGUAGACUGUCCUGGCUGCGUACGAUGA